This is a messenger RNA of Echinops telfairi (small Madagascar hedgehog), 1040 nucleotides long. It is a transcript of the gene HSPA14, whose product is annotated as heat shock protein family A (Hsp70) member 14. NCBI's taxonomy places the organism in Eukaryota, Metazoa, Chordata, Mammalia, Afrosoricida, Tenrecidae. The transcript has 8 exons. Gene Ontology annotation, cellular component: ribosome; cytoplasm. The record is from RefSeq and is a predicted model, not a curated record. Gene Ontology annotation, biological process: protein refolding; cellular response to unfolded protein. Bases 1 to 906 code for a protein of 301 amino acids. Gene Ontology annotation, molecular function: misfolded protein binding; ATP-dependent protein folding chaperone; ATP hydrolysis activity.
AUGACUUUGGGCAAACUACUCACCUGUUUCAUCUCCGAUUGGUCAGUGAUAGAAAAGGAACUGGCCACCGAUUGCUCUGAUGAUCCGCAGGCUCAGAAAUACAUCGCAGAAAGUAAAUGCUUAGUCAUUGAGAAAAAAGGGAAAUUACGAUACAAACUAGAUAUCGGAGAAGAAACAAAAUUCGUUAACCCAGAAGAUGUUGCCAGGCUGAUAUUCAGAAAAAUGAAAGCCUUUUUUUUUUUUGUCUCUUUCUCGUUUGUGUACAGAGCAAGAUUUGAACUCCUUUGCUCUCCACUCUUUAAUAAAUGCAUAGAAGCAAUCAGACAACUCUUAGCUCAAAGUGGAUUCACAACAGAUGAUAUCAACAAGGUUGUCCUUUGUGGAGGAUCUUCUCGAAUGCCAAAGCUGCAGCAGCUCAUUAAAGACCUUUUUCCUGCUGUAGAGCUUUUAAGUUCCCUCCCUCCAGAUGAGGUGAUCCCCAUGGGUGCAGCAAUAGAAGCAGGGAUUCUUAUUGGGAAGGAAAACUUAUUAAUGCAAGACUCUCUUAAGAUUGAAUGUUCAGCCAAAGAUAUUUUAAUUAAGGGAGUGGAUGAAUCAGGAAUCAACAGAUUCACAAUACUGUUUCCAUCAGGAACUCCUUUGCCAGCUAGAAGGCAGCACACCUUACAAGCACCUGGAAAUAUAUCUUCAGUCUGCCUAGAACUCUAUGAGUCAGAAGGGAAAAAUUCUGCAAAAGAGGAAAACAAAUUUGCACAGGUUGUACUACAGGAUUUAGAUAAGAAAGAAAAUGGAUUGCGUGAUAUAAUAGCUGUUCUUACUAUGAAAAGAGAUGGAUCUUUACAUGUGGCAUGCACAGAUCAAGAGACUGGAAAAUGUGAAGCAAUCACGAUUGAGGUGGCGUCCUAGCAUUUUAGAGAAACCCUAAAUUUGUACAACCAGAAGGUCAACAUUGUUCGGUUUUGUUUAUAAGUGAUGUUUAUAUUAAAGUCCUUUUUAUGCAAACUAUAUAUUGUUUCUAUUAAACAACAAUAUAUUGGUAA